AUGGCUUCUCUUGGUCGAGUGCAGUUAAAUCUCCAACGGUUGGGCAUUACUCUUCCAACCCCUGCUACUCCACUAUCGAACUACGUACCCUACGUCCUGAGUGGCUCACAUCUACACAUCUCUGGUCAAAUGUCUAUAAAGCCUGAUGGUACCAUCUGCACUGGACAGUUGGGCACAACAAUGGAGGUGGAUGAAGGGAAGGCAGCAGCACGAAGUUGUGCACUGCUUGUGGUCAGUCAAAUACAAGCAGCACUGGGGGAUCUUGAUCGUGUGAAAAAGAUUGUGAAACUCAACGUGUUUGUGAAUUCCUCUCCGUCUUUUACACAACAUCCGUUUGUUGCAAAUGGUGCCUCCGAUCUCAUUGUGAGUGUCUUUGGUGAAGACGUUGGAAGGCAUGCACGAUGUGCGGUGGGAAUGGCGCAGUUGCCGUUAGGUGCGGCUGUGGAGGUGGAUGCACUCGUGGAGGUGAGUGAUACACACACAAAGUAA
Trypanosoma theileri is the source of this 489-nucleotide messenger RNA. Its product is annotated as Protein TCP17 160. The transcript has a single exon. The coding region runs from base 1 to 489 and encodes 162 amino acids. NCBI's taxonomy places the organism in Eukaryota, Euglenozoa, Kinetoplastea, Trypanosomatida, Trypanosomatidae. The record is from RefSeq and is a predicted model, not a curated record.